Molecule: messenger RNA, 1785 nt
Organism: Gekko japonicus
Lineage: Eukaryota; Metazoa; Chordata; Lepidosauria; Squamata; Gekkonidae
Product: solute carrier family 12 member 7-like
Exons: 14
Coding region: 1-1785 (594 amino acids)
Biological process (GO): potassium ion import across plasma membrane; chloride transmembrane transport; cell volume homeostasis
Cellular component (GO): membrane
Molecular function (GO): potassium:chloride symporter activity
Source: RefSeq, a predicted model, not a curated record
AUGUCGACUGCCACCUCGGCAUCGACGGCUGUGCUGUCCCCGAUAUCGACUCACAUAGAUGUCGACCGCCUGAUGCUGAAACAGUCAUCUGAGCACUCCACCUCUUCAGACGCUUCCUCCCAGUCAGGGAACGAAAACCCCGAUCCUCUGGUGGAACCCUCUCCACCUCAACAAGUGGGCGAUGAUCUCCCAAUCUCCCCUUCGGAAGACUUAAAAUCCUACGGAGAUUUCAUCAAGCGGAUGGCUAACACGCUCACUCUGUCUAUGGCACAUGUACCUGUUCCCACCAAUUCCUCUACUUACCAGAGUGCUAAGCAUGAGCAUGAAGGAACAAUCUCAAUGCAUCCUCGUGGCACCAUGGUGGCCACAGCUGAAAAGGAGUGGGGAGACGGAAUCCGGGGGCUGUCCUUGAACGCUGCUCGCUACGCUUUGCUUCGGGUUGAGCAGGGCCCUCCUCACACCAAAAACUGGAGGCCUCAAGUCUUGGUUUUGCUGAAUUUGGAUUCAGAACAGUUGGUCAAGCAUCCGCGGCUGCUUUCUUUCACCUCUCAAUUGAAAGCUGGGAAAGGAUUGACCAUCGUGGGAUCUGUGCUUCCAGGAGUAUACUUGGAUAAAUACACGGAAGCUCAGAAGGCUGAGGAAAACAUUAGAUCCUUAAUGGGAGCAGAGCGAACCAAAGGAUUUUGCCAGAUUGUGGUGUCAUCCACUGUCAGAGAUGGAAUUUCCCAUUUGAUACAGUCAGCUGGCCUUGGAGGGAUGAAGCAUAACACAGUCUUGAUGGCAUGGCCCCAGUCCUGGAAGCAGACCGAUAAUCCCUUCUCUUGGAAGAAUUUCGUUGACACUGUACGAGAAACUACAGCUGCCCAGCAAGCCCUUCUGGUCGCCAAAAACAUCGAUUUGUUUCCAGCAAACCAGGAGCGUUUUAGUGAGGGCCACAUAGACGUGUGGUGGAUCGUUCAUGACGGCGGUAUGCUCAUGUUGCUUCCUUUCCUACUGCGACAUCACAAGGUAUGGAGAAAAUGUAAAAUGCGCAUUUUCACUGUAGCUCAAAUGGACGACAAUAGUAUUCAGAUGAAAAAGGAUCUUCAGAUGUUUUUGUACCAUCUCCGACUUAAUGCUGAGGUGGAGGUUGUUGAAAUGUUUGAAAAUGAUAUUUCAGCCUUUACGUAUGAGAAGACUCUUGUGAUGGAACAGAGGUCUCAGAUGCUCAAGCAGAUGCAGCUCUCUAAGAAUGAAAGAGAAAGAGAGAUUCAGAGCAUCACGGACGGGUCCCGUGGCUCAAUCAGAAGAAAGAGCCGCUGUAGCCCACACUGUAUUGGCCAAGAUGUAGACAGUCUGCUACCUAAUGACACUCAGGAGGAAGAGGCUCAGUUGAUCCACGACAGAAACACUGCAUCCCACUCAACGGGGAUGGUUAAAUCUCUCACAGCUGUCGCCACACCAGAAAAAGUACAGAUGACAUGGACAAAAGAAAAGUUUAUAUCUGAGAAGCAUAAAAAUAAGGAAACAUGUAUGGCAGGCUACAAGGACAUCUUCAGUAUGAAACCAGAAUGGGGAAAUCUGAAUCACUCCAACGUGAGGAGGAUGCACACGGCUGUCAGGCUGAAUGGCGUCGUGCUCAACAAAUCACAACACGCCCAGCUGGUGCUGCUGAACAUGCCGGGGCCUCCGAAGAGCAGGCAGGGGGAUGAAAACUGUAUCCUUCUUUCAGGGGCAGACUCCUUGCUUCUCGUAGUGGAAUUGAUACCAACGGAGAGGAAGAGUGCCAAGACGGCCCUACCUUAA